Messenger RNA from Prunus armeniaca (apricot), 372 nucleotides. Lineage: Eukaryota; Viridiplantae; Streptophyta; Magnoliopsida; Rosales; Rosaceae. The record is from the annotation of a GenBank genome assembly.
AUGAGCUUUGUGAUUGCAACACUCUCGGACGACACGAUUGAAUAUGUUAGCGGUAGUAAAACGACUCGUGAUGCUUGGUUAAGCCUCUCCAAUCCCUAUGCCAUGAUGUCUCAUGCUCAGAUUAGUCAUCUCAAGACUAAGUUGCAGAAGGCUAAAAAAGGUGGUGAUUCCAUAAACAAAUUUCUUUUGUGUCUCAAACAUAUCAAGGAUCAAUUGUCCGUUGCUGGUAUUUCGAUUUCGAAUGAUGAUCUCAUGAUCAUAGCCCUCAAUGGAUUACCUUCCGAGUAUGAUAUGAUCAAGACAGUUCUCAUCGCUCUAGAUACUUCCAUUUCGUUCAAAGAGUUUCAUACUCAGCUUUUAAUUGCUGAAUAA